Messenger RNA from Cucumis melo (muskmelon), 1369 nucleotides. Its product is annotated as transcription factor TCP17-like. Lineage: Eukaryota; Viridiplantae; Streptophyta; Magnoliopsida; Cucurbitales; Cucurbitaceae. Gene Ontology annotation, molecular function: sequence-specific DNA binding; DNA-binding transcription factor activity. Bases 224 to 1147 code for a protein of 307 amino acids. Gene Ontology annotation, cellular component: nucleus. The record is from RefSeq and is a predicted model, not a curated record. The transcript is spliced from 2 exons.
UUUGUUUUUUUGUCUUUUUUUUUUUCUUCUCUAAGUUAGACUCAACCCUUGAGCUACAUAUCAAGUUGGAUGCCCUGUGGAAAUAGAAAAACGAAGGUUUUUUCCCCUUUAAAAAAGAAAAACCAAUAUGCUGGAACUAGGUUUGAAGCUCCUUGUUCUAUCAUCAAUUUAGAAGAACACAGUUGCUAAAAGCUCAAGAACAUAGAAGUGUGUAUCAGUGCUUAUGCCUGCAGACAAACAUGAUGAGAGACAUAAUAUGAUUAAAAAUUCUAAAGAAGAGAAUUCACCACCUCCAAAACUAGCAGCAGGUUCAUCAAGCUCAUCCGCGACGCCAUGGCUUAGGUUGAAGGAUCCAAGGAUUGUGCGCGUGUCGCGAGCUUUCGGAGGCAAAGAUCGACACAGCAAAGUUUGUACCAUAAGAGGGCUGCGCGACAGGCGUGUAAGACUAUCAGUUUCCACCGCAAUUCAACUCUAUGAUCUUCAAGACAGGCUGGGGCUUAAUCAGCCGAGCAAGGUCGUCGACUGGUUGCUGAACGCCGCCAAGGAUGAAAUCGAUGAACUCCCUCCAUUACCAAUCCCGUCCGCAAGCCUCGGCCUUCACUACCAAUCUAUGCUAUCACCAACAACAACAGUCGUACACCCCCAUAGAUCGGAGUUCAAAAUCAUCGACAAGGCCGGGGUCGAGGACGAGACCAAACAAAAACAACACAAAUCCAAUAGCAAUCCUUCUCACCCUAAUUCUUCUUUCUCAGCCCUUUUGAAUAAUGUUUCUGCCCCUCCAUUUGGGUUUUAUUGGGAUCCUAAUCCCCCGUCAUCAUCAUCAUCAACAACAAACAAUAAUCUUCCAUUUCUUACAUCUCAAGCUGGGGAUAAUAAUAAUAACAAUAACCUUCAUACCUUCAAUCAUCUCAAUCUGUCUUUGCCUCCUUCCCCUUUGUCUCUUUCAACUGCCUCUCCGUUUUUGGAGUUCAGUCAAUUGCACCAAAAUUUCUUCAUUAACAACAACAACAAUAAUAAUCCUUCUUUCCAUCCAAAUGUUAGGCCUUUUCACUUUAGUAUGGCUACUAAAUUCCUUUCUCAUCAAGACAAGAAUAAUAACAAUGUAGAUCCUACAAGUAAGGAUCAUGGAUUUGCUUCUCAUCAAUGAUUUUCUAUGAAAACAACCGAGAACUACCUCUUUGAGCUUCCAACAGUUAGAGGAGAGAGAACCAUGGCAAGAACUACUACAUUCGAAAUUAAAGGUAUUAUACUCUUGCUAAUUCUUAAAGGGGGGAAAAUCUCCCAUAUUUCAUUACAACAAUAUCUAUCAUCAUCACAUAUUAUAUAUUUGAACACUCGAAUUGCUAGUUUGAUUUCUUUUCUUUUUGUU